AUGGGUUGGGUUAGAGGAGAAACCCUCGGAAAGGGUGGUUUUGGGUUCGUCUCCAUGGCCAAAACCAUGCAAGAUCAUAAUCUGCCGCCGUUGAUUGCCGUGAAAUCCGCCAAUUUUUCCGAAUCCGAAUCACUAAAGAAGGAGAAGGAGUUGCUCGACAAGUUCCAGUCAUGCCCUUCUAUCCUCCGCUGCUUUGGUGACGAAAUCACGACAGAAAACGGGGAGAAACUCUACAACAUAUUGCUCGAGUAUGCCUCAGGAGGAUGCCUCGUCGACCACAUCACCGUCAAGGGCCUUCCGGAAAUCAAUGUCUGCCGCUGCGCGAAAUCCAUACUCACGGCGCUCCUUCACAUCCACAAGGCCGGCUACGUUCACUGCGACGUGAAGCCUCACAACGUGUUGCUCGUCGGCCAAGACGCGAAGCUCGCAGAUCUCGGGAGCUGCUGCUGCAAGACGAGCUUCGUCGACGGAAAUAGUAGGUGUGAUGAUUUCAGGGGCACGGUUAUGUACGCGGCCCCGGAGUCGAUAGCCCAGCAGAAGUACUUGCCGGAGUCGGAUGUUUGGGCCUUGGGCUGCUCGGUUCUACACAUGCUGACUGGAAAAUCACCGUGGGCUUUUGACAGCAAGGCCCAGCCGAAGGAUGUUCUCUUCAAGAUCGGGUGCAGUGACCAGAUUCCCCAGAUUCCAACAAACAAUAGAAUAUCCAAAGAGGCUAAAGACUUUCUCGCAAAGUGUUUGGUGAAAGAUCCGACGGCCAGGUGGAAAGUUGAUAUGCUUCUCGACCAUCCAUUUGUCAACAAGGCCGAUCGACCGACAGUUGCCGGAAAAUACAAUCAUCACCACCAUAGAUUGUCUCAUGGCAUUCACUCUUUGGUGCCACACUGUUUUCACCAUCCAAAAGUGCAGGCCUGCUGA
This is a messenger RNA of Striga hermonthica, 915 nucleotides long. Lineage: Eukaryota; Viridiplantae; Streptophyta; Magnoliopsida; Lamiales; Orobanchaceae. The record is from the annotation of a GenBank genome assembly.